Coprinopsis cinerea okayama7#130 is the source of this 2391-nucleotide messenger RNA. RefSeq lists its product as hypothetical. The coding region runs from base 1 to 2391 and encodes 796 amino acids. The transcript has 3 exons. NCBI's taxonomy places the organism in Eukaryota, Fungi, Basidiomycota, Agaricomycetes, Agaricales, Psathyrellaceae. The record is from RefSeq and is a predicted model, not a curated record.
AUGUCUUUACAGUCGAAACCCGUGUACCGCGAGUUUGUACGGUAUAACAAAGAGAAAAAAAUGCUAUGGACUGCCGCCGAUGCCAUCGUCUACUACAUAAUCCCCGAACCUCUGAAACUCAAGGAAGUCGCCUCGCGUGCUGGCGAGUCCACCGUCACGGCUACAGGGAAGGAUGUAGUUUGGUAUUGGGUCGCCACCUCCCCGAACAUGGACCGGAUUCCUCUGGUUCCUCGAGGAUGGCGUGUAAUCCAACCUCGCGCGGAUGGGAGGUAUGGGGUGGACGAUCGCACCCAAUACCCAAUCUACUUUUGCGACGGCUUCGUUUACGCUUGCUGCAUUCCCAAGAAAGUGCCAGAAAUGCGCCUUCUUCGCUACACUCCGCCGGCUUCCGACUGCCCUAUUGUUGCCCAAAACGGCGCCGAAAACAUAAGGUUUCUCAAGCGAACUAUCCUCGAUGAAUACGACAAGUAUCGCAAGACAUACGCAGCCAAAGCAGAAGAUUAUCACAAGGCCAAUCCCCUCUCCACCAACGGUUACCUUCGGGCAAUGGUCGCACAUAUGAACGAUGUUUACUUGCGCCUGGAAACCUGCGGCAUGACGUACAAGGAAAUUCUACUAUACAACGCCGAGUUUCAAGCUGCAUGUCUCGACAUCCACGGUUGGCUGGACUACACCCUCAUCUUUGGUCCUCGCGCGCGCAAGCCACUGGCACCUGACGAACGGCCCCCUGAGGUCGAUGACAAUCGUCUUGGAUGCUUUACGGAAGAUUUCGAGGUCGCUUGCCAAGUUUACCGAAUGGGCAUCCCUGUAUAUUAUCUGAGGCCCUCGUACACUAUUAUGGCGUCUGGGGACCGUCAAAUCAGUGUCAUCCACGGCGAAGUCGCGCCAAUGCCCCCGCUUGUGCAAACACAGCAAUACGCCGAAGGCACCACUAUCUCACCCUAUCCUCCUGUAGCUGAAGGUCCCCCGGGGCCAUGGAUCUACCAGGCCCAGCAACGUCUCGGGUGCUCAAUGGUCGACUUGCGUCUACCGUCCGCGCGAGGGACGAUUGCGAGUGACGGCUCUGUGCGCCAACCAUCUCUCGUGCACCCCGCGCUGCAACCUGCCUCUACCAGCGCCGCCGUUGCGACUUCGCAAACAGUCGGCCCUAUCCGCAAGCACCAAACUUCGCAUCGAACCUCUCCGUAUCCUCAAGUCGAAAUGACCCUUAACCCACCUAAGCUUUCACGUUCGUCGUCUUCAUCCUCGGUCAAGUCCUCCCGAAUCUCGCUUUCGCGUUCGUCGUCUUCAUCCUCUGUCUCCUCAGUCGUCCAAUCGCCACGGACCAGGCCUCUUCCUCCCUUACAAGCACCACAGCUGCAACGCUUCAAAGACAUUACUCUCGACUUCUGGCCUCCCUCCAUCCCCAGUUGGGUGACUGCUCUGAACGCAGUCGAUACGACAAAGCCACGAUACCCUCGAGAGGGCUGGAAGCUGGGCUUUGGCGUUCCCGAUCCUUGGCUAUUCACGAAGGAGAAGGACAGAGAAGUGUUCGUGAUAGCCUGGCUCUUGAGUCGCGGCACCCAACUCGGCAGUCUCUUCCAAUCUUCGUCUCAAGACGAUGCUCCAGACCUCACCAACGCGUUCUGGAAGGGCCACUUCGUGCGCCUUCGAAACCAUCUUCGUGACAAGUCCUCCGCGGCAGCGUCUUCGUCCACUCCAUCCCAACGCCAGCCCUCAAGUUCGAAUACCAAGGCAGCAGAGCGAACCAGUGAGGAAGCACACUUCAUCAAAUUGCUGUCCAUUGCAUCCUCUUUGUCAUCAGUUUCCUAUGGGGACUUGAAGAUAUCGCUCGAUGCAUCCCCUGCUGAACUUCAGAAAUCCAUCACACCCUCCAUCUUAUCCGAGGUUGUCUGGGAGAUACACGAAGUUUGCUUUCGACUCGAACUACUGUACCUUGACCGAACUAAGGCCCUGUCUAAAUGGCCCGUAGCCGCCAAGGAUGCGCCGAAGAACAAGAGGGAUGAGGCCGAUGUGGCUCGAUCAGCCAGAGACAUCCAAGUCCGGCGGUGCUUUGGGUUGAUUCAAGAUGAGGCGUAUCCGGCCUAUUUCCUAAAGCAGAUCCCGAAUGAGAAUAUGCCUUGGGCUUCGGACGACCAUCUCCUUCGGCGACUCGUUGUUAACCGUUUGGCGGAGUUGAUGCAGGAUUGGGAGGGCUGCCCCAAGGAUAUCAAGAUGACAUCAAGUAUUCAACGACCUGACGUCGACGCGCUCGAGAGCAAGGUACUGAAGUACUACUGCGCCACUUUCUUCGAGGAGUUCGGACGAGCCCCUAUCGCACCUCGUCGUCUUCCUCCGGCCUCUCUGCAGCGCAAGGUCCCUCUGGACGUACGACCAUACCAAUUCCAUUAA